This is a messenger RNA of Nipponia nippon (crested ibis), 6357 nucleotides long. The record is from RefSeq and is a predicted model, not a curated record. Lineage: Eukaryota; Metazoa; Chordata; Aves; Pelecaniformes; Threskiornithidae.
AUGCCCCUGCGCUUCGCGGGCGGCUUCUCCACAGCCCUCAAGGUCGAGGGCCGGCGGCGGCCGGGCGGGCGGCAGCGCGCAGCCCCGGGGCCCGUGUUUUCGGAGGCUGGCCCCGCCAUCAAGGGCUGUGCUGGGACCCCCAAGCCGGCAGCUGCAGGGGGCGUGUGCCGGAGGGUGCUCGGCGCGGCUGCCCAGGCUGACUGCGGGCCGGGCUCCCUCUCUCCCGCAGUGCCCGCCGGCCCCACAUGCGCAGCCUCACGCCAGGCCACCUGCGGUGCCGGCUGCAUCCCCAUUCCCUGGCUCUGCGAUGGCGAGCAGCAGUGUCCCGAUGGGACGGACGAGCAGUGCGAUGUUGCCUGUGGUGGGGACCCCCACGUUUGGCAGUGUGACGAUGGCCAGUGUGUUUCUAGCAGCUGGCGUUGCGAUGGUGCUGCUGACUGCCUGGAUGGCUCUGACGAGCAGGACUGCGUGUGUGGGGCUAAAAAGGUGCAGUGUCCCGGUACCCACCACUGCAUCCCGCACUGGGAGCUGUGCGAUCGGCACCAGGACUGCGAGGACGGCUGGGACGAGGAGGGGUGUCCCCAGCAGCCCUGUCUGCCCGGGCAGUGGCAGUGCAGGAACAGGGUGUGCAUCAUGGCCGAGUGGAAGUGCAACGGGAUUGAUGACUGUGGUGAUUCCUCGGAUGAAGAUGUCUGUGCCCCCUGCCCACCUGGCAUGGUGCGGUGUGAUGAGGGGAAGUGUAUCCUGGAGUCACUGAUGUGCAAUGACGAGGACGACUGCCUGGACGGCACUGACGAGCCCAGCACGUGUGGUCGGAGCUGCUUUGUACGCAACGGGGGCUGCGCAGAGACGUGCACUGACACGCACUGGGGUGUGCAGUGCUCCUGUGGGGCCGGCUGGGUGCUGCAGGCGGACGGGCAGAGCUGUGCUGAUGUGGAUGAGUGCUCCCUGGAGUACAGCCCCUGCAGCCAGCUGUGCAGGAACACCCCGGGCGCUUUCAGCUGCACCUGCCUCCAGGGCUACACCCUGUGGCAUGGCACUGCCUGCGAAGUGGCAGACAACGCGACACAGAUCCUGGUGGCCGUGGGGCAGGACCUGGCCCUUCUGGAUGUGCGGACCCAAGCCUACCGGCCCCUGCUCUCCACUGAGACCGAACCCCGCGCCUUGGUGUAUGACCUGCUCCGAGAAACCUACUACUGGCUGACAGAGGAUGGCGAGCUCCACACUCACCUCCCGGGGAAGGGCACGCGGCCCCUCUAUGCAGAUGCUGGGGAGGUGAACAGCAUCUCCGUGGACUGGUUCACAGGGCAGCUGUACUGGGCCAGCAGCCACCCUGCAGCCAUCUGCGUGGGGCUGGGCGAUGGCCGGGGCUAUGUGACGGUGCUGGGGAAGGAUGUGGCACCGGAGCAGCUGACAGUGCAUCCGGCUGCAAGGUCCCUGUACUGGGUCAACCGCGGGCAGAGGGGCCGGACAGUCAUUUCUGCAGCUGGCAUGGAUGGCUCAAACCGGCAGGAACUCACAGUGGUGUCCAUGGAGGAGCCUGUGGGGCUGACCCUGGACCAUGUGGCUGGCAGGCUGUACUGGAUCAGCGAGUACAAGGAGUCCAUCGAGACGCUGCAGGUGGAUGGCAGCGGGCGCCACUCCUUUCCCGCUGUCCUGCGGAGCCACAUGGAGCCACUGGGCCUGGCUGUGUUCGAGAGCCGGUUCUUCUGGACCGACGGCACGGAGUUGGUGUCAGCGACCUGGGCCUCUCCCCAGGAGCACGCAGUGUUGCUCCGCGCCCCUGUCACGGCUUUCACUGUGCUGCACGCACUGCAGCAGCCUCCCCGGGACACUGCUGCAUGUGCUCCGGGCCUGUGCAGUCACCUUUGCCUCCUGUCCCCUGUGCACCCUCGGGGCUACAAAUGUGCGUGUCCAGAGGGCCUCUUCCUCCUGCCCUCGGGGAAGUGUGCAGAGCUGUCCAUCGUAUAUGCGUCGGGGAAGGCCAUCUCCCUCGUGCAAGUGGGCCCUGGAGCACACAGCAAACGGCUGCAGGAGUGGCGGGAGCCCCUCCACCUGCAAGAUGUGGACUGGCGGCGGUCGGUGCUCUACGGGACGGAUGACCGUGGGACACUGCUGCGUGUCGUGGGGCACCCUGGCAGGAGAGAGACCAUUGCAACUAGGCUGCCAGUCUGCUCCGCCCACGUGGACAUCCGCUCGGGGGACCUGUACUGGCUCGCAUGUAACCGGAGGGACAUCGGGGUGAUCCAGGCAUCUGACAUGUCCCCACGCAUCCUGCACCGUGCUCGCAGCAGCAUCCAGCACCUCUUCUUGGACUGGCAGCGGGGCACCCUGUACUGGCUGGCCCGUGGGCAGCCCCUGCAGCAGCUGAGCCUGGCUGGGGGUGCCCCACGGGAUGCCUGGAAUGAGACGUGGCCUGGAGACCUGCCUGCAGUCAUGGAUAGCAGAGCCUUCAGCCUGCUUUGGAGCUCAGCCCUGGGCCUGCGGGCACUGAGUCUGACCAAGCGGCAAGCAGUCACCCUGGCACCCAGCUGGUCCCAUGGCCUCGUGGCUGCCUUCGAGCCAUACCUGGUGUCGGCAAAUGGGACGGCUCUGCUGCUGUGGGACCGGAGGACGCUGGCCCUUGUGCUGUCCCUGCCAGCAGCAGGUGUGCAGGGAGUGGUGGUCUUCGUGGGCUCGGAGCCGCAGGCUGUCCCCCACCUGUCCUGUCCUCGCACGCAUGUGCCCUGCCGUGACGGAACUGAGUGCGUGGCCCAGGAGUACAUGUGCGAUGGGGAGAAAGACUGUGCGGAUGGCUCUGAUGAGGAUGGGUGCGCCCAGCUCUGCGACACCCCAGGGGCCUUCCACUGUGCGAGUGGAGCCGUGUGCGUCGGGGCUGGGGAGCGCUGCGAUGGGGUGCCGCAGUGCCCCGAUGCCUCAGAUGAGACAGGCUGCUGGAGCCCCACACAGGAGUGUGCCCUGCGCUGCGACGCUGCCACCCGCUGCGUCCCCGAGAGCUGGCUGUGUGACGGCCAUGCUGACUGCCUGGACCACACCGAUGAGCAGGGCUGUGGUGAGACCCUGGCGCUGGUGCUGAAGAAGUGCGGCCCGGCUGAGUUCUCCUGCCGGAGUGGGCAGUGCGUGGCCCUGGCCCUGCGCUGCGAUGGCGACCGUGACUGCCGGGAUGGCUCGGAUGAGGAGGGCUGUGCCGUGCCCCGGCCGCUGCUCUGCCGCAUGGGCGAGGUGGCGUGUCCCCACAGCGGGGAGUGUGUGCCGGAGGCCUGGCGCUGCGACAGUGCCGCCGAUUGCGGGGAUGGCACAGACGAGCAGGGCUGUCACCAGGAGGAAGGGCUGUGUGGGGACCGGCAGUGGGGCUGCUCCCAUGGCCACAAGUGCAUCCCUGAUGUCUGGCGCUGCGACGGAGAGAAUGACUGCACAGAUGGCAGCGAUGAGGCUGGCUGCUAUCGGCUGGCCGAGGACGGUCUGUCCUGCAUGGACAUAGACGAGUGCACAGAGUGGGGUGAGGAAGCCUGCAGCCAGACGUGCCUCAAUGCCCCAGGGUCCUACAGCUGCGGCUGUCUCCCUGGCUACCUGCUGGAGCCCGAUGGCCGUGUCUGCAAACUCGGUGGUCCAGAGCCCAUGCUGCUGGUGGCUGUGCAGUCAGAGCUGUUGUCCUGUGGCCUGCGGAGUGGGCACGAGGAGGUGCUGCUGCCCACUGACAAGGACCGCGUUGUCUUCUCACUCGACUAUGACCUGGUGGAGAGGAAAAUCUUCUGGAUGGACCUGGCCACAGAGAGCAUCCGCUGGCAGGACUUCGACUUGGGAAAGAAAGGCACACUGGUGAAAGGUGUGAGGUCGGACUGUAUAGCAGUGGACUGGCUUGGGAGGAACCUGUACUGGACAGAUGGGGCAGCAGGGCAGGUGCUGGCCACUCGCCUGGGGGCUGCCUGGCGAGGGAUACCGGAGUACACUGUGGUGAUGGAUGGAGACCUGGACCGGCCCCACUCCCUGGUGCUCCAGCCUCUGGCAGGGCUGCUGUACUGGUCAGAGGUGGGGAGCCACCCACGGCUGAUGGAGGCCACCAUGGAUGGGAGUCGGCGGCAUGUGCUGCUGGCCCAGGGGCUGGGCUGGCCUACAGCACUGGCCCUCGACCUCCCCACCUGGAGGAUCUUCUGGCUGGAUGAGAAGCUGGGCAGUGUCGGUUCUGCACGUCUGGAUGGCACCGGUGUGAAGGUCCUGCAGCUGGGCUGGGUCCAGAGCCCCUUUGCAGCAGCUGUGUGCGAGGGCGAGCUCUACUGGUCGGAGAGGAAGGCAUGGUCUGUGCAGCGGGUGGACAAGGCCAGCGGCAAGAACAGGACCGUGCUGCUCAAGCGACACGGGGAGCCCCAUGGCCUCCAGGUGAUACACCCAGCCCUGCGCCCCGUGGCCGCUAACCCGUGCGUGACGCGUGGUUGUUCCCACCUGUGCCUGCUGAGUGCCAGGCACACUGGGCAGUGCCGGUGCCCCGCCGGGCUGACACUGGCCGCUGAUGAGACCACUUGCCUGCCCCUCCGUGAUUCGGCGUUUGCCCUCCUGGUGUCACCGGCAGCUGUGGCGCAGGUCUACCUGAAGGACCUGCCCACAACGGCUGGAUCCCAUGGCCUUCCCCCACACCGGGCCCUGCCCUUGGCCAAGGUGGGCCGCCUGACAGCCGUCGACUACGCAGUGAAAGACAAGAGCCUGUACUUUGCGGAGGUGGGGGGUGACUCCAUCGGGCUGCUGCGCCUGAAGGACUGGGACCGGCUGUCCUGGAAGCAGGCGGUGGCUGUGGAGGGCACGGUGACAUCCCUGGCCCUGGACUGGCUGAGCGGGAACCUGUACUGGAUCGGGGGGCAGCCGCCCAGCAUCCAUGUGGCAGCUCCCGGGGGGCGGUGGGCCCUGGCGCUGCUCAGCAAGGGGCUGCAGGGCGCUGCCUGGCUGGCGCUGUGCCCUCGUGCCUCCACCAUGUGCUUUGUCACGGCAGGCUCUGGCAGCCGCGGGCCCGGCGCCAUGGUGGAGUGUGCGGCCAUGGACGGCACCGGCCGCAGAGUGGUCUGGAGGAAAGCCCGGGCUCCCACUGGCCUCGCCUUUGGGGGUGCUGGCAGCCGGCUGUACUGGGCAGACCGCGAGAGAGGCACCAUCAGCAGCGUCGAGCUGGAUGGGUCCCGCUUCCGGGUGGUGCGGGAAGGGCUGCACGGCCUCUCGCUCUUCGCCGUCGGAGAAGGCUUUCUGCUCUGGAGCACGACCUCAACCAACGGCUCCAGCAAGAUCUGGCACAGCCGGCUGGAGCGGGCCGAGAGCUGGUGGUUCCCAAUGGAGCAGGAGUUGGUAGCCAUGAGGAUUUACAGUCAGUUCUCGCAGGAAGGCACCAACGGCUGUGCGAAGAGCAACGGAGGCUGUGCCCAGCUCUGCCUACCCAACCCUGCAGGGCGGCUGUGUCGCUGCUCCCCCGGCUACCACCUGGUGCGUGGGGUGGCAUGCACGCUGGCAGUGCCCUGCCCGACCCCGCUCCAGCCCUGCCCUGACCUCCGGAGCUGCAUCUCUGGAGAGCAGGUCUGCGAUGGGCACCCUGACUGCGCCGACGGCUCCGAUGAGUCUGACUGCUCCUCUGUGGAGGUGAGGAAGCAGGUCCCCACGGUGGCACCAUCAGGAAUGUCCCAUGUGGAAGAACAGAAAACAGCCUUACCCACAGCUGCACUCAAGCCUCAGCAGCCCAGCCCCAGCCUGCCCACAGCCCCGGGCCCCCGGAAGCAUGGAGAGCCCUUCCUGGUACCCCCCAGCACUGAGGAGGUGCUGGGGGCCAUGCCGUGCAGCAGCGAGACGUGUAACCUGCGUGGGGACUGCGCCAUCGAGGGUGGGCGAGUGACGUGCCACUGUGCCCUGGGCUAUCGUGGUGACUACUGUGAGGAGGCAGAGGUGCAGCCGGUUGCAGGACCUAUCGCCCUGGGGGUGGCCGUGCUCCUGCUGCUCGCUGCAGCUGCUGUGGGGGCCCUGGCUUACAUGCGGAGGCGGGACAGGCGGAGGAGGACCUCAAGCACUGCCUCCACCCGGGUGCUGACCUUGUACCACCGUGAAAGCGACCCUGAGGAAGAGGACGAGGAGGAGGAAGAGCUUCCCCCCAAGAGUGAUACCUUUGUCAAUGAAGCUUACGAUGGGAAAGAGGUGAGCAGCAUCUGCAGCAAGCCCUGGCCCAGCGCUGGCAUGGUGCCCACUGUUGAGGCAAGCUCUGCCCUCCUGCUGGGGGAGAGGGGCAAGACCUGGGGGUGCCUGGAGCCUGGCUGGUACAGGGGCUGCCUGUGGCUGGAGCCCCUGUGCCAAGGAGCUGCCAGCCCCACUGAGGAAGGGACCAUCUCGCCCUGA